Spea bombifrons (plains spadefoot toad) is the source of this 3243-nucleotide messenger RNA. It is a transcript of the gene SP1, whose product is annotated as Sp1 transcription factor. The transcript is spliced from 6 exons. The record is from RefSeq and is a predicted model, not a curated record. Gene Ontology annotation, biological process: regulation of transcription by RNA polymerase II. Gene Ontology annotation, molecular function: DNA-binding transcription factor activity, RNA polymerase II-specific; RNA polymerase II cis-regulatory region sequence-specific DNA binding. NCBI's taxonomy places the organism in Eukaryota, Metazoa, Chordata, Amphibia, Anura, Pelobatidae. The coding region runs from base 88 to 2295 and encodes 735 amino acids.
CUACCCUUCGUCUCCGCCGCGCGGCAGGUUAGGUUGCUAUCGUCAGCCGAGGUUUGUGUGAAGCGCUCGGGGCCCCGUUUAGACAGGAUGAGCGACCAGGAGCCCACAAGCGAGGAUAUGUCGGCCGUGAAGUCCGAGAACCGGUCCGGGUCAGGAGGAGGAUACGUGCAGAAGGGGCAGGACUCUCAGCCCUCCCCUUUGGCCUUAUUGGCGGCCACAUGUAGUAGAAUUGAGCCUCCUGAGAAUGGCGGAGGAGGAGGACAGCAGCAGGGCACAGCGGAGCUGGAUCUAAGUACCGCACAACUCCAACAGACGGCAAAUGGCUGGCAGAUUAUAUCUGCUCCAUCCAAGGACCAGACUGGAGGGGAUGCUUCAUCCAAGAACCGUCCGAUAGCUCCCGGGCAGUUUGUGGUCGCGGCUUCCCCAAAUGUGCAAAAUCAACAGGUGUUGGCCAGCCUUCAGGGUGUGAUGCCUAAUAUUCAGUACCAAGUAAUACCACAGUUCCAAACAGUGGAUGGACAGCAGCUCCAGUUUACUACUGCUCCUGCUCAGGUCAAUGUUCAGCAGGAUGCUUCUGGCCAGUUGCAGAUUAUCCCAGCUACUAACCAGCAAAUCAUCACCACUAACCGCACCGGAGCGGGGAACAUACUUGCAGCGAUGCCUAACUUACUGCAGCAAGCUGUCCCAAUUCAAGGCAUGGGGCUAGCCAAUAACGUCCUCUCAGGGCAGACACAAUACUUAACCAAUGUCCCUCUUGCUCUUAAUGGUAAUAUUACCCUGCUUCCAGUGAAUGCAUCAUCCCUGGCACCAACAUCACAAUCCAUGACUAUAAGUGGGGGUUCUCAGGAGAAUGGCUCUCAGCCAGUUACUUCUGUGGCCAUGAGCUCAUCUGGUCAGCUGGUCACUUCUCAGGCCAAUACCUUUUUUACCAAUGCAAAUAGUUUCUCCACCAACACCACCGCUAGUAAUAUGGGGCUCAUGCAUUGCAGUAGUGGGAGCAACACACCUGGGACCAAUGUUCAGAUACAGUCUUCUCAGAGGUCAAGUGGCCAGCUGAGCUUGCUCGGUGACCCACAGCAAGGUAGUGGCACAAUGCAGCAAGGUCAGCAGAAAGAAGGGGACCACCAACAACAACAGCAGCAGCAGCAGCAAAUCCUCAUUCAGCCACAGAUACUACAAGGUGGUCAGACCAUCCAGACUCUGCAGGCAGCUCAAUUGUCUGGACAGACCUUCAGUACACAGGCGAUCUCGCAAGAUGCCCUACAGAAUCUUCAGAUUCAGACUAUGCCCAACACUGGACCAAUCAUUAUACGUACACCCACUGUUGGACCCAAUGGGCAAGUAACAUGGCAAACAAUCCAGCUACAGAACCUUCAGGUCCAAAAUCCCCAAACUCAGACAAUCACUCUUGCGCCUAUGCAAGGGGUGUCAUUGGGGCAAACUGGCAGCACCCAAACCCUCACCACCAUGCCUGCUGGCACAGUAACAGUCAAUGCCGCUCAACUCUCUUCCAUGCCCGGCCUCCAGACAAUUAACUUGGGAGCCCUGGGAGCAUCUGGCAUUCAAGUGCACCAGCUUCAAGGAGUUCCUCUAACCAUCACCAAUGCAUCUGGCGAUGGCAGCACCCAUCUCAGUCUCCACACAAAUGCUGAUGGACUCCAUGAUGAUAAUUCUGCCAUGGAAGAAGGGGAAACCAGCCCAGAUCCUCAGCCACAGCCUGGGCGGCGGAUGCGCAGGGAGGCCUGUACCUGUCCGUACUGCAAAGACAGCGAGGGAAGGAGCUCAGGAGACCCUGGAAAAAAGAAGCAGCACAUCUGCCACAUUGCGGGUUGUGGCAAAGUGUACGGGAAAACGUCCCACCUGCGCGCCCACUUGCGCUGGCACACAGGAGAGCGCCCCUUUGUCUGCACAUGGAUGUUCUGCGGGAAACGUUUUACUAGGAGCGAUGAGCUGCAGAGACAUAAGCGCACUCACACGGGUGAGAAGAAGUUUAUGUGCCCCGAGUGCCCAAAGCGCUUCAUGAGGAGUGACCAUUUGUCCAAGCAUAUAAAGACACACCAGAAUAAAAAAGGCCAGGGUGGUCCUGUUGCUAUGACCACUGUACCCAUGGACACUGGGGCAGGUUCUGAUGGGAGUACUGCCUCCACACCAACCCCGCAGACCCUCAUCACCACCAAUAUGGUCGCGAUGGAAGCGAUAUCACCCGAGGGCAUCGCACGGCUGGCAAGCAGCGGCAUCAAUGUCAUGCAAGUGGCAGACCUGCAGUCGAUCAAUAUUAGCGGCAAUGGCUUCUGAGAACCAACACGGAUGCAGGACUGUAAUUUAAAGUGGGAAAUGUGUUUGGGCCAGGGAGUAGAGGGAUAUAGUAAAAUAACAGUGGGUCCAAAGGAGAAAUGGAAAGUAUAAAACUGCUCUCACAUCAGGAGGCGGGUGUGUGUGCCAAUUUGCCUUAUCUGUUGAGGAAGUUCUCUUCCGCACUGUUGCAAUUUCUUCUCUAACCUCAUCAUUGAUUAUUCUGCCAUUGGUCUCGCUGGGCUUCUAGGAUCCAUUUAAAAGACUACGACGCAGUCUGGGGCAGUGUGGACAAUGCUACAAAGCCCUCUUAGCAGUGUACUGGGUAAUAUUGUCCUCCUAGUGGUGGAUUGCAAGCGGUAUAACCGUAACUAUUGUUAAACAAAGUCGCUGUUGAGGCAAAGGGAGUGAAAAGGUUUCCACAAUUUUUUUUAUAUAUAAAUAUAUAUAAAUAAAGCUAUUUUUUCCUUUAUAUUUUCAGAAAAAAAUUAAGGUACACCCAUAGCCAUCAAGCCUUGCUAAUUCUGUUGAUAAAAUACAUUUUUCUUUUAACCGAGAUGCUAUAUAUAUGAUAUUAAAGCAUUCUAAAGAAAAAAAAAUGCCAAAAACUAUAUAUAUAUAAAUAUAAUAUAAAGUGCUUCGACCAACAGACACUUUGGUCAUUCAACCUAGCCUUAAUCUUAAAUUGUUAGCCUGUGACUUUCAUGCAUUGUUCAUCAUUUAAUAGUCUCUGAAUACAUGUAUUUAUUUCUUAUUCCUUAACGCCGUCUGUUUAACGAAGCCUUAUGUCCUACCCCCAACUUUAACCAGCAAACCCAGCUAUUCUCCUGUAUAAGUUGCGAAUUUGCGUAUAUUUCAUGUAUAGGACUAACGUGAUUGGGAUAUUAAUGUGUAUAGAUGGAGUUUUGGUGACAUUAAACAUGUUUUAGUGCUGACAUAGCAGAUUCUAAA